This is a messenger RNA of Scleropages formosus (Asian bonytongue), 2035 nucleotides long. Its product is annotated as synaptophysin-like. Lineage: Eukaryota; Metazoa; Chordata; Actinopteri; Osteoglossiformes; Osteoglossidae. The record is from RefSeq and is a predicted model, not a curated record. The transcript has 7 exons. Gene Ontology annotation, cellular component: presynaptic active zone; synaptic vesicle; synaptic vesicle membrane. Bases 76 to 981 code for a protein of 301 amino acids.
CCCGCAGGCUCUUCCGGACACGGUCCUACCUCCCUCCACUCUGCCGAUCGUCUUAUCUCCGAGCGGGCGGCGAAGAUGGAUAUUGUAAACCAGUUGGUUGCCACUGGCCAGUUUAGAAUUCUCAAGGUUCCUCUGGGCUUCAUAAAGAUUCUGGAAUGGGUGUUUGCCAUCUUUGCAUUCGCCACGUGUGGCAGCUACUCGGGGAUGUUCAAGAUGAGCGUGGAGUGUAAAAACAGGACUGAGAGUGACCUGAACAUCGAGGUGGAGUUUGAGUACCCAUUCAGGCUCCACCAGGUGUACUUUGAUGCCCCGACCUGCAAAAAUGGAAAACCAGAGCGUCUCUUCCUCGUGGGCGACUACUCAUCCUCAGCGGAGUUCUUUGUCACCAUUGGUGUGUUUGCCUUCCUGUACUCCAUGGCCGCCCUGGUUGUCUACAUCUUCUUCUUUGAGAAGUACCGCGAGAACAACAAGGGACCUUUGAUUGACUUUGGAGUGACCUGCGUGUUCACGUUCAUGUGGCUGGUGAGCUCAGCCGCCUGGGCCAAGGGCCUCUCUGACGUGAAGACAGCCACUGACCCCGAGCGCAUUGUCACCCUCCUCUCUGCCUGUGAGAAGGAGGAGAACCGCUGCCGUGAAGUCCACGACCCUGUGAUGUCCGGGCUCAACACCUCUGUCGUGUUUGGUUUCCUCAACCUGAUCCUAUGGGCAGGAAACCUUUGGUUUGUGUUCAAGGAGACGGGCAUUAUCGCACCCUUCAUGCGCCAGCGCCCAGCGCAGGAGAAGCAGCCUGCCCCCGAGUCCUACGGCCAGCAGGCGGGAGGAUACGGCCAAGACGGCUAUGGCCAGCAGGACCCCUACGCUGGCUCCCAGGGAGGCUACCAGCCCGACUAUAGCCAGCAGGGCUACAAUCAAGGCGCAGACUACAGCCAGGGAGGCUAUGGCCAACAGGGGGCGCCCACCUCCUUUGCCAACCAGAUGUGAGCCUGGCAACAGUGCAGUGGCUGGAGGCUGAAGGAGCUGACAGUGUGAUAUGGGGAGUGUGGUGCCUGAACCCUACCCAAAAUGCCACGCUCCCCCCAUCUGUGUAUGUGUGCAUCUGUUUAUUGACAUAACGGGGGGGUGAGGGUUGACCAAACAUAGAGAUGUGAGAGACAGGGGAUGGGGAGAACAAAACAAGAUGAGUCCAUGUGCUUUGUCCUGCUGUGGUGUAUUCACAUGAACAAUAUGAUGUGUAAAAAGGUUCAUUAAAAACUUGAAUAUAAUACCAAAACAUUAAAAUAUUAAGGAUUUAAAAAGUUAAAUAGUAGACAAUACUGACAUAAAAAUAACACUGCACCUAAAAGAAUGUAUUUGUCUGUGCUGUAAAAAUUAUAGUAUACUAUAUAAAAUUUCUCCAUACACUAACUAAGUGUAUGACAAUCAUAACUCAUUAACAUAGUAAUAUCCGUCAGUUUGUCCUUUGUUUUCUUUAUGACUUUCACAUAUUAUCUUGUUUUUGGUUUUUUUUUUUGUAUUUUUUAGUUUUUUUUUUAUUUCACCGCCUUCAUGUGUAUAGGGAUUGCUUAAAGUGCCAGGGAAAACUGUCAAAGGGAAUGAAAAAUGCAUCUCAAAUUGGAACGGGAGGAAUGAGUGUAACUGAAGCAGCUGAGAAUCAGAAGACAAGGUGUAAUUUAUGUACCAGUUGAUUUUUAUUGACUUUGCCUUUAUGCCAUCAAAAAGCUUCAGAUCAAAUUAAUGUUUAUGUUGCAGGCAAACACCAAAAGAUCAAAUGUACAAAACAGCCUGCAGAUACAAAAAUAAUGGUGAAAACGUCGUAACAUCUCACAUUUGCUACUGUUGUUGUUUUAGUACUGUAAGAUACUAUUAUGUUUUACAAUUAUGCUUUUCUUAAAACUGUGUAGUAAACAGUACUACUAUGCAGAUUUAUUCAUUUUCUUAAUUUUUUUAUGUCGUGUUUUUCCUUUUAAUAGUGUGAGUACAAGACAAACAUUAUCAGCGUUAUAUUCAAAAGGUGUUGCUGACACAUGAACACACA